CGCACGCAAGCAAACACAGUUGGAUGCUCCAUAUAUAUAUAUCACUACACGCACACAAACCAAAACACACACAAGGCAAAAAUAAAAUUGUAAAAAAAAAAAAAAAAAACACAGAGAGAGUAAAUUUUAGAUGGUGAUGGAGUCUGGAGCUCCAAGGCCGAGACCACUGAGUCGCCUCAACGCCUUCGUCGCAAAGAGCAGAGUAGGGAAGCGAUUCAAACUCGACGAGCGGAACUCCACUUUCACCACCGAGUUACGUGCCGGCACCGCCACCUUCCUCACAAUGGCAUACAUCCUGGCUGUUAACGCCUCCAUCCUCACUGACUCUGGCGGCCCCUGCUCUAUCUCUGACUGCGUCCCGCUCUGCUCCGAUACCAGUGUCCUGGUCGAAAACUGUACCGGACCUGAUCAUAGAGUCAUCCAACCCGACUCCACGUGCAAGUUCGAACCCAUCAACCCCGGAUAUGCCAAGUGCCUUGAGAAGGUACGGAAAGAUCUGAUCGUCGCCACUGUUGCUUCUUCGUUAAUUGGGAGUUUCAUUAUGGGGACAUUCGCCAAUUUGCCUUUGGCUUUGGCCCCGGGUAUGGGAACAAACGCCUAUUUCGCUUACACGGUGGUUGGGUUUCACGGGUCGGGUCAACUUUCAUACGAGAACGCUUUAGCCGCCGUUUUUAUCGAGGGAUUGAUCUUCUUAGGAAUUUCCGCAAUUGGGGUGCGAACGAAACUGGCCAAAUUGAUUCCCAAACCGGUACGAAUCAGCUCUUCCGCUGGGAUUGGACUCUUUCUCGCAUUUAUCGGUUUGCAGAAUAAUCAGGGACUCGGGUUAGUUGGGUUCAGCCCGUCAACACUACUCACUCUCGCUGCCUGCCCGAGUUCCUCCAGGGUAUCGGUGGCUCCGGUUAUUACUUCAGCAAACGGCACCGUCAGUUUGCUUCCCGGCGGUACCGCGUCCGGCGAUAUUUACUGCCUACAUGGCCGAAUGGAGAGCCCUACAUUCUGGCUCGGAAUUGUGGGUUUCGUGAUCAUUGCGUACUGUCUAGCGAAGAAAAUCAAAGGCGCAAUGAUAUACGGAAUCGUUUUCGUCACCGCCGUGUCGUGGUUCCGUAACACGAAAGUGACGGCGUUUCCUAAUACCGAUUCCGGUAACUCGGCUCACGAGUACUUCAAGAAGGUAGUUGAUGUACACGUCAUCGAAAGUACAGCUGGCGCACUCAGUUUUAAUAGUAUAGGUAAAGCUUUCUUUUGGGAGUCCCUGAUAACCUUCUUAUACGUCGACGUAUUGGACACGACUGGCACAUUGUCUUCCAUGGCCCGCUUCGCCGGUUUCACCGAUGAGAACGGCGAUUUCGAGGGCCAGUAUUUCGCAUUCAUGUCCGACGCCUCGUCGAUCGUGGUGGGGUCCUUACUUGGCACGUCACCCGUAACGACGUUUAUCGAGUCCUCUACGGGAAUAAGGGAGGGAGGGAGGACUGGGCUGACGGCGUUAACCGUCUCAGUGUAUUUUUUCUUGUCGUUCUUCUUCACGCCGUUAUUAGCGUCAAUUCCAGCGUGGGCGGUGGGCCCGCCGCUGAUCCUGGUUGGAGUGUUGAUGAUGAGAUCAGUGGUGGAGAUUGACUGGGACGAUAUGAGGCAGGCGAUCCCGGCUUUUGUGACGUUGAUUCUAACGCCUCUGACGUAUUCAAUUGCUUAUGGUUUGAUAGGUGGCAUUGGGACCUAUAUAGUGUUGCAUUUAUGGGAUUGGGGUGAGGACAUUUUGGUAAAAUGGGGUUAUGUAAAGAGAAGUUGUGAGGUCAAUGGUACACAUGCCCUACAAGAUGGGACUGUUAAACCAAAUGACCUUGAAGUAUAGGGAAACGAACCAUAAGGAGUAUUUGAUUAUUGUUAAUUUUUUGUUAUUUUUAGCUCUUAUGUUUUGGAGCCAAUGCUAGCAAAAGAGUCAUAAAAUAUGUAAAGCAUCUUUGUAUAAUGAUUAGUGUAUACUCCUUUCAUUAUUAUCUCUCUAUAUGAACUAAUUUAUCAUUUGAACAUU
This is a messenger RNA of Tripterygium wilfordii, 2029 nucleotides long. Its product is annotated as adenine/guanine permease AZG1. The coding region runs from base 131 to 1849 and encodes 572 amino acids. Gene Ontology annotation, cellular component: plasma membrane. Gene Ontology annotation, biological process: transmembrane transport. Lineage: Eukaryota; Viridiplantae; Streptophyta; Magnoliopsida; Celastrales; Celastraceae. Gene Ontology annotation, molecular function: purine nucleobase transmembrane transporter activity. The transcript has a single exon. The record is from RefSeq and is a predicted model, not a curated record.